Messenger RNA from Trichoderma citrinoviride, 204 nucleotides. RefSeq lists its product as hypothetical. The transcript is spliced from 4 exons. Lineage: Eukaryota; Fungi; Ascomycota; Sordariomycetes; Hypocreales; Hypocreaceae. The record is from RefSeq and is a predicted model, not a curated record. Bases 1 to 204 code for a protein of 67 amino acids.
AUGGCUUUGCAAUCCGUUUCGGUCCGUCCCCAGAAGGAGGAUGUUGUCAACGAGCUCGAAACAUUCAUCGAGUCCCUCAUCAACCAGACUGUCCCUUGUACUCCCUCCAGUCGUCCUGUCUUCUCCUUCACGACGACGGAGGAGAACAUCAACAAAAUCAAGGCCAAAUAUGGCGACAAUGUUAUUAUUGACAUCACCAAAUAA